GAGGGGGGCAGGGGGGUGGUGGGGGUGAGGCUGUCGCUGUUGCUGUCGUGCUCCGUGGGCUCUCCCCUCCCCUCCGCUCGACGCAACCGCAGUCCUUAGUUCCCGCCUCAAAGACAGUGACGUUUCUACCUGUCUGUUCUUACAGGGGGCUGGCUUAGCUGAACGCUCCCCUCCUGACUUUGUUGAUACAGAAUAUACACCAGGUACUAGUAGUGACAAGCAGCCGUUCCUUCCAUACGAGGUGAUUGACUGGCUUUUGACCAGAAUUCCAGUCCAGAACCAUGGCGAGAAACUCAGCUGAUUAACCCUCUCGAUAUUUGGAAAACUGCUUCUUUUGGUGGAAAGAGAUAUCGUGGAGAAGUAACAUACUGCUGUCUGCUCUCUUAACUUAAUGGGAAAAGGAGUUAAGUGGAAACUUUUAAAGGGAAAUAGAUUUUUUUCCAGGCUGAAGCUGAGAACUUGGCAAAAUAACCCACGAAAUGUCUCCUGAAUCAAAAAAACUUUUCAACGUACUUAUUUUGGGAAUCUCAUUCAUGUUUAUAUUCACUGCUUUCCAAACAUGUGGAAAUAUUGCGCAAACAGUUAUUACAAAUCUAAACAGCACAGAUUUUCAUGGCAGUGGCUACACAAGUAUGUCCAUUAUUUAUGGAGUAUUCUCAGCAUCAAACCUUAUCUCACCUUCAGUGGUUGCACUAGUAGGACCUCAACUCUCCAUGUUUAUUAGUGGCAUAUUUUAUAGCUUAUACAUUGCAGUUUUUAUCCAGCCUUCUACGUGGAGUUUCUAUACUGCUUCUGUUUUUAUUGGCAUUGCAGCUGCUGUACUGUGGACGGCACAGGGAAAUUGCUUGACCAUCAAUUCUGAUGAAAACACUAUUGGAAGGAACAGUGGAGUGUUUUGGGCACUCUUACAGUCCAGCUUGUUUUUUGGAAACCUCUACAUCUACUUUGCUUGGCAAGGAAAAACUUACAUAUCAGAGAGCGAUCGCAGAACUGUCUUCAUUGCCCUGACUGUUAUCAGUCUUGUGGGCACAGUUCUGUUCUUUCUGAUUAGGAAACAAGAGGACACAAAAGCUCCAGGGGAGGAAGAUUCUACUAAUGAAAUCCUUGGGGACAGCUCGUCUGCACGAAACAAACUGACGAGAGCAGUGGAUGCCUUCAAGAGAUCUAUAAGGCUAAGCUUCACGAAGGAGAUUCUGCUUCUCAGCGUUACGACAGCCUACACAGGUUUGGAAUUAACAUUCUUUUCUGGAGUAUAUGGAACGUGCAUUGGUGCUGUGAAUAGGUUUGGCACCGAAGAGAAAAGCCUUAUUGGUCUCUCUGGGAUUUUUAUUGGUGUUGGAGAAAUUUUAGGUGGAGGAAUCUUCGGUUUGCUGAGCAAGAGGAGUCGCUUUGGCAGGAACCCCGUUGUGAUGCUAGGCAUCGUUGUCCAUUUCAUUGCCUUUUAUUUAAUUUUUGUCAACAUGCCAAGUAAUGCCCCUGUUGCUCCUAUGGAAGGAACAGAUGAUGUUGCUUACAUGAUUCCAAGCAAAGAGGUGGCCAUAUUCUGCAGCUUUCUGUUGGGCCUGGGAGACAGCUGCUUCAAUACCCAACUCCUCAGCAUUUUAGGAUUCCUGUAUUCUGAAGACAGUGCUCCUGCCUUUGCCAUCUUUAAGUUUGUUCAGUCCAUCUGUGCUGCGGUUGCAUAUUUCUACAGCAACUACUUCCUCCUGCAGUGGCAACUCCUGAUCAUGGUGGUUGUUGGUUUCUUUGGAACAAUUACCUUCUUUGCAGUGGAGUGGAAAGCAGCAGCUCUGCUUGCCCGUGGCUCUGACUACAGCAGCAUUUGAUCUUGAAAUCCUACACCUAAUCCAGCGUUAAGGAAGAGCACAAGCACAUUUAUUGACAAGUGAUGCGAGAAGGUGGAAAGAUCAAGUUGAAGAGAUUACGAUGGAGGAAGCUGCUAAUAAAUCACCAUCGCUCAAACUGAACGUGAAAUAUAGGAGGAAAAAAUGCCAAGUCUGAAAGGCUUUGUUCUUGCUUUAAUCAACUGCGUGUGGUAUGCGUGUUCUUAAAAACCCUGUGUUAGAACUGGAAGGAAAUAGAGAUCAAUGUAUUGAACAAUUUAGUUCUGAGCCUUACCUUCCUGAAUGUGUAAUUGCCUAAUUUCGCUGUCAUCCACUACAGAAUUAGUUUUUCUCCCUAAAUUAUUUUACCUAUAUUGUAGUUCUGCAGACACUUAAAUUCUCCCACUGAAUGACCAAUGCUUUUAUGAUGCAUUACAGAACAUGUCUGUAAAGCUGAGAAAUCAAUUCACGUCAUUGAUUUUUUUUUUUUUUUCCAACAAUUAGAUAUGCAGGAGUAUUUCUGCAGGGAACGUUGCCUUCUUAUUCUUUUACCUGGAUGUCCUCAAAUCCUUGUUUAGAAGAAUUUGCUUCCCUUAGUCACCUGCAGGACACAAAACCAGCCUUUUGAUCCGUUGUCUCCCCCCACAGAGCUGCAGUGGGACAGCUGCUGUCACCUUCUCAGGGUAAUGCUACGUGAAGGACUGCAAGGCUUCCCUCCCAGCCGUCCCAGCAGUUCUUUCCAGUUCACAGAUCGUGGUGAGAAUUGCAGUGAUGGCAGCGUUCUCAAAGAAACGUUUUAAAAGUGCAGUUGGAGUCAGAAUGUGAUCUGUAAGAAUAAUCUUGUGGUGUUUAUUCUGCUGCAUGGUCUAAAAAUACCUGCGAUGAUUGACGUCACUUGUUUCCUUCAGUGUAUUUAGGGAAGACUACUGUAAUCUUGUUCUGCCAAAUGUGAAAAGAAGCUGAACGGCAUAGCAACUCAAUUUUAAUCCAGAACUGUUGUAGAUGGCCAUCUCCUGUACUCAGCCAGUGCAACCCACCUUGCUUUUAGCUGUCUAUGUGACGUUGUAGUACUUGCAGUGCUUUGUUUCCAUCCAGCAGAUAAACAAGAUGCAGCUGGAAGCAGAUAAGAAACCCUGAGCGAGGUGUGGGUGUUCUAGACACUCCAUGUGACUAUUCUUAGCAAAGUGCCAUUUCCCAAGCUUGUCAUGCACAGUCAGAAUGCAAAUGUCUUGUCAUAUUUUCAAAGACAAGUAAAAAUAUUGACUCGGUGCAUGCAUUAGUAGCUCCUGCGUGUCACACAGACAUAGGUGUGCCCAAGGUUAAACUUGGUGAGGGAGUAUGGUGUCUCCUGUGACAUUUGCUGUCACUUCUGCUCUUGCAGAGCAUCUAAAACACAACUCCCAUGAAGCACAGCUGUCUUCAUGCAUAAUGAGACAGCGGAGAAGGAUUAUUUUAGAGCCAUAUAGAAAGGAUUUUAAAUUCGCUCUGGGUUUUUUUUUGCUGCGAAUUUAGUAAGGUGUUAGUGGGAGGAUUAGAAGGCACCUGAACAAUUGGCAAGCAAAGAAAUCGAGGACAGCCAGGAAAGCCUUUGUAUAUUUCCAGCAGAUGUAAUGGAUGAUGUGGAGGAGUGAGACGAGAGCACACAUUGAGUGAGGGGUUAUUGAAGCCAUUCCAAUUUGUCAGGCAAACUGAGAAAGCGUUUGGUAUUCAAUCACAAAAAGGGAGUAGCAGCACUCAAAUGCUCUUAUCCACCCCUGUUAUCCUGUAAUGUGAAGUACACUGUUUGUAUACAGAGCACCAUAAAACGUGUAGAUGAUAGGGUGCUGUCAGUGAUUGCAGUUCUCUUGUUGCUACGUAUCUGUAUUUUCUCUCAAAUAUAAAAGGGAAAAAGAAUCUUUUCAAAGGUGCAUGCACUUACUUCCCUCUCUGAUUGUUUGUGGGACUCGUUCUUCCCAUACAGAUCAACAAGAGAGAGCAAAGCCCACAGGAAAUGACUUGGUCUUACAGUGCAUGGGAGGGAAAAUCAUUUUUGGGUCUUGUAGUAAUGAGUAGUUAAAAGUGAUGCUGUUUCAUUUUAGCUAGAUAACAGCUCUUGUGAGGUUACUUUCAAAAUCAAUCUAUUUUAAUGAAUUUGUGUUGUUCGGUCAACUAUUUUAUUAGAAAUUAAAAAAAAAAAAUCAGCAAUUUGGUGUAGUUUCAGCAAGCAUUUUGAGACCAGCAUUCAGGGAUACUGACGGACGGGGAUCUGUGUGUAUGCAGUACUUCUGUGAAUCAGGUUUCUCUGUGUUUCCCUUUCCUUGUUCUGUUUGGUCUGCCUCAAUGAUAGAGAAUGUCACAAGGCUGUUCAGAACUGUUGAUUGGGUCACUGAAGUGAAGUGUUAUUGCUCUGUGACAAGUUUUGCAAGAAACUGAGAUAUAUAUAUAUAUAUAUCAAUAUAUAUAUUUACUGUUGACUAUAUAACUUUGAACUUUUGAUCUUAAGGAAAAGUUUGCAGCUGACCAAGCCAUGACACGAUUGUUUCUUCACUUAUUUCUGUGAUUUGUUGGGUAAUAAAAGUCCAUGCAGCAGUACACAGUGGUUAGAUGGGUCAGAAGUUUUGGCACAGCAAUCUAAAGAAUGGCAGUGCUGGCAGCCAUCAGCAUUGCAGCUCUUAAUGUUCUACCAGCAUUUACCAGCCCUGAGGCUGUACCCCGUUCAUUUUACCUCCUUGGCCUUUGAACAGUUCUACAUCAAUCUGAGUUGGGAGCUUACUGUUUAUUUCAGUGGGAUGUGGGGGAAAAAUAGGCUUCUGCUAUGUUUGUGAUACCAUGGUUUUGUUUUAUGUUAGGGAUUUUAUAAGUGAAAUUACAUAUUAAUUUGCUUGGGUUUAUUUAUUUUUUUUCCUGCUCUUAUCCUUUUAUGUUAUUACUGAGGUUUAAUAUCCGGACAUAUCACAUCCAAGUUAUUCAAACAAAUGCUAAGAGGAAAUGAAAACUGAUACUCUUGACAUCUGAGUGCCAGAGAUGCUGCUAUGAAUUAAUCUUUCAUGCAUAUCAUAUAAGCUUAUCCAGGUUUUUGUCUCACCACUUUGGUUUUCCUUCUGAUAUAAUAUGAAUCUAUGCAAAGAGAGUUUCUGCAGCCCUAGACCGUGAUGUUAACUAAGAGGUGUGCUUUUAUUUUUGUUGUGUUCUUUUCAUUUGGUACAAUCUACGUAAGAAUGUUGAGAUAAGGAAGAGAAGCAUUUAUAAAAGGUUCUUUAUAAAUGUGGUCUUAAUAAAUUUCUGCCGGUUCAGCUAAACUAGUAAGGGGUAUUGGAGGGGAAAAACGUCAUAACUUCUACCAAGGUCCCUAUGGUAAUAAAAGGCCUCCUGGGAUGUCUCCAGCCCUGCAGACAGCCAAGGUCAGGGCUGGGCUCUGAGCACUGAUGGAGCCGUGGGUGUCCCUGCUCAAUGCAGGGCUGGCACCAGAUGGCCUUGAGGGUCCCUUCUGACUCCAACCAUCCUGUGAUGCUCUGUGCCUGCUUGAAGCAAGAAGCCUUCAGCUGAUGUCGUUCUUGUUUGUUGUGGCCUGCUUAGAUGCCACUGGAAAGAGCUCUCUGGUGGAGUUUGCUGGUUAAGUCUCAUGGAAAAUAAUUUUAGUACAGAAAACUAUAAAGGUGGGGCCUCGCCUCAGCUGAUACAAUUGGGAAAAUCUCACUUGCCUUUUCCUUAACUCCUCUAGGUAACUUGAGGAGCCUGGUUCCCUUGGCACCAGUAAGUAAUGCUGCAGGGGCUGCCUGGGAGAAGUGUGCCAUGCGUGGAGAGAAGCGCCGAGGUUUGCUAGAGCUGUGUUUAAUUGUUUGCUGCCGGCCAUUAGAACAGAACACGAGGCAGACUGGAAUGCUGGGGACGGAGUCAGGAGGUGAUGUCCUCCUCCAAGCAAUCCUGUUGUUUACAGGGUGACAUUGUGCAGCAGUCCAAUGGUUGCAGUUUCGUUUCACUUCAGCUAAAGGUGACUUUGGGUUAGAAUUGGGGAUACGCUGAGGACGGGCUCACGCAACGAUUAUCUUGAUGAUAACGCUGAUUUCCAGGGUGCUGAGUGAAAGCAGACUGUUCUAUUUCUUUCCAUUGCAGAUUCUUCCUAACUCCGCCGUGGCUCCGUGGUGUGAUGGCUGGGUGGCCUCGGCCUGCUGCUUUCAGAGAGAGACCAUCUGUAUUCGGUUGCUGACUGUAAUAUCCUUUACAUGUGCAAAUAGAAAAGCACCUCCCAGGUCGCUGUCAGCGCACACAGCCCUUUGGGUCCGUGGAUAAAAGGACAUUUAGGGGUUUGUGAUUCAAAGUUGAAUCAUGAAAGGGGGAAAAAACAGAAGGUUUGUGCCUUAAAUGAAGAAUCAAUCAUCUUGUCAUCUUGAAGGGAAAUAGCUAUUUGUUAAGGUCACUUAGUGAAAUUAGCUUCAAUUAAGCAACUUUGCUAAAUGCAGUGGUGACUGCUCAUUGUCACAGCCGCUCAUCUUUUGGUAAAGCCUGACCUGCACAGUUUGCUAUCAUUAUUAAUCUUUGCUUUAAAGAAAGAAAAAAGAGAACAAUUACAGAUAAUAGCUUGUUUAGAAGAGCCUCCCCACCAUACAUCACUAUUUGUUUCGUGCUUGCAGUAGUAUAACCAUGGUGCAGGGCGUUUGGUUCAGUGCUGCGGCGCUGAGUGCUUGUAGGAAGGAAAGAAAACGUUUCUUCUGUAGCAGACUGGGCACUGCAACACACAAUUGUGGCAGUCCUUCAGCUGAACCUGUGAAUAGGCACGGCCAAUGUAUCUUUCCCAAUCGAAGUAGAUGUCUAAUUGCUGAUUACCAUUAUUUUAAAUUAAAAAGAUGCAUUUUUACAAGCAGGCACGCUGGGUUGGCCCUGUGGUCUGGACAUGAGGUGGUGCACAGUGACGGGACCCCAGCCUGGGGGCGGUGACAGAUGCCCUGUGUGUGUGUGCAAGCAGGAGCCUGCUGUCCAGCUGGGUGCUGAGCAGUCACAGUGACUGCCUGCUUGUCUCACACCUUUCCAGCAGCUGUGUGUGCCCGCUGCUCUGUGUCACGCUCCCUUGAGGCUGAUCACGGUGCUAAAAGGGGAGAGGAGGUGAAUGGCAUCACCGGCUGCCAGGGCACCUCUGCCCUGCUCGAGCAGCGUGAUGGAUGGAGCACGGUGCAGGUGGAGGACAGCUGUGAAGGCUCAGCAUUUUCCCUUGCUGCUAACGUCUCCGUAACUCUAAUCUAAAAUCUGCAGGCUGCGUUUAUAAAUGAACUUCAUUCCCACCAUGCGUAUUCCUAUAAAAUACUUGUACAGAAUAUAAAUGACCUCAGUCCUGAUGUAUUUCUGUGCUCAGCUUGCCACAGGGUGGAAACAAGCCGUGCAUCAGGUGCUGUAAGGUGCUCUGUCCCUGUGGAUGGGUGGCCCAGCAGGAACUUGUGCUCUAGUUGGACUUCCCGGAGAAAACACGACACGAGGGAGACUUCAAAUGUAGCAGUGCUCGCAUUCACAAGGCGCCCUUACCUCGAGCUGCAAUCACAGGCGGAGCUCAAUGACAUUUAUGUAUAAUUAUAAUGAUUAUACUUCCUAAGAGCCUAAUUCUGCAAAUUCUCAGAUGUGUCGGCGCUGCCCUUUCCCGGUCGGUGGCAGAGGACAGGGCUGGGCGCCCUGCGGGUGCUCAGCAGUCGGCGUACGGCCGCGCCGCUCUGAUUUGAUACAUGCACAAAAAAAUGACUGCAGGGGAAGGAAAGGGCGUUGUGCACACUGAGCUUCAUCUCGUGCAGAAAGCAAUUGGAUUUAAAAGUUCGCCCGGCGAUGCAAAGGCUUCUUAUGUUCUGCAGUAAACAAACAGAGCACCGGGGAUGGGGAAGGGAUGGGGACCUGAAGCCUGCAGCCCUGGGAGCGUCGUGCUCAAAGCAUGCUUGGUGGGGAACCACAUGAGGUAAGGGGCAGUCACGUCCUGCUCUUGGUGGUGGAGGUGGUUGCUGGGCUUCGGGGGAGAGGGGCCAGCAACUGAAGGGAGCACUGUGAUGCUCACGGGGACCUCCCUACCCUGCAGGCUUAGGGUGCUCUGGAGCACUGUGCUGUGUUCUGAGCAGCUGGAAGUGCAGUUUGAUGGUCAAUAUUCUAACGAGAGGCUGUGUUUAGGAAGAAUGAUAGCGUUCUUGGGUCAUCGACGAACUCUCAAAUGAAGUUGUUCUGUCUCUGGUGGAAUUAAAGACUUAAAAUGUCAA
Messenger RNA from Numida meleagris (helmeted guineafowl), 8026 nucleotides. RefSeq names its product major facilitator superfamily domain containing 11 (gene MFSD11). The transcript has 16 exons. NCBI's taxonomy places the organism in Eukaryota, Metazoa, Chordata, Aves, Galliformes, Numididae. Bases 480 to 1826 code for a protein of 448 amino acids. The record is from RefSeq and is a predicted model, not a curated record.